CAAAUUAAAAAAUAAAAUAAAAAAUGACGCUGACGCAGGUGGAACAAACAGAAAAACAAAUAAUCGAAAAACACACUUUUUUUACGUUUUCUUUACCAGAACCGUAAAGCAUAUUCUUUCCUUUAAGAGUCCUUUUCCAUAUCAUAAACCCUAAUGCACUUUCAAUCGCAAUCCCAGAAUCUUUUUUCUUCAUCUCUCUCUUCGUUUUCCUUUUUUUUUUUUCAGGUUGGUUCUUCCACCUUUUUGUUACAAUUUAUGUCAGGGUGAAAUUCAUUAAUGUGAUUUCUGUCUACAUUCGGGGGGCUAUAAGGCCCCUUGUAGGAACUGAUUACUAAAAAUGCGGAACAAUUUCAUCGAUGGUGAUUGGGGUUCAUCAGAAAUGUUCCCCAUCGAUCCCCUCAUGCCAUAUGGAUUCCUCUCCCAUAUAUCAUUCAUUGUUGAUGGUUCUAGAAAUUUGUAUGUGCCUGGCAGUCAGGCACUUCAAGAAGCUUUUAAGUGCUUUUCAAAAUAUGCUGGCGCACUGUUAGUCUGGUUUGCCACUGGAUCAAACAAUAGAGGUAAUAACCAAAUAUCUGGCAGUCAUCAAGGUUCAAGAUACACCAGGUCUAGAAUGUCAAUUCAAACACAACGAACAACUUCAACUAGACAUAAUUUCAUGGAACUCUUCUGGCAAUCAAGAUGCAUAGGGAAAUUUACAAUCCCUGUGAUAUUUAGGAAGAUUUCAAAGUUCACUAUGAAUCAAAUGUACAAAGAAGCAAAACAUCUUCAAUCAAUUCCUGUUCUCUCACUAGCUGCUGCUUUAGUACCUCCAUUUGACAAUUUCUCUGGUGAAGUUCUAUCUGUUCAACUGGAUAGCAGUGCUAUGGAAUCACUGAGUGGUGAGGAUCAACGACCCUGUGAGGUUGAUCAUCGGGGAUGUGAUAAUUCAUUUUUCCAGAAUUUAAAUUGGUCUAGACAUGCAGUUGAGCCCAGAACGGGUAUUGAGUUUCCUACUAUCUUGGACAACCUAAUAGCUGGGGAGCGAAAUUCCAGUUUCACAUCAGAGGUACUUGUUGGUACUGGAUCCAGAAUAAUGAAAAUUAUCAGAAUUAAAUCACUAAAGGUUUAUGCAUUUGGCUUCUAUGUACAUCCUUUUGAUGUCUGCCGGAAGUUGGGUUGGAAAUAUGCCUCAGUUCCUUUUUGUGAACUGAACAAACAACAAGAUUUUUAUCAGGAUCUUCUCAGGGAAGACAUUAGCAUGACCGUAAGGCUUGUUGUUAGCUGCAAUGGAAUCAAAAUCAACACAGUCCGAGAUGUCUUUGAGAAAUCUCUUCGAGCUCGGUUGUUGAAGGCAAAUCCCAACACCGAUUAUCACUGUCUAGAAACAUUUGGUUCUAUGUUCUCUCAAGAUAUUCCUCUACAUGCAGGUACAACAAUUAAUUUUCGACGAACAACUGACGGACAUCUAAUUACUGAGAUCGGAGGCAACCAUAUUGGAGCAGUUCAGAGUAGAGAAUUGUGUAGGGCAAUAUUUGAUAUGUACAUUGGCGAUGUUCCUAUAUGUGAGGAAACAAAAGAAGAGAUCGGAAAAAAUGUUGCAAGUAUCAUUAGGGGAUGUUAAAAGAUGGGGUUUUAUUUUUCUGCUCCCAGAAUAGCUUAUUUGCUGGUUAUGGUUCAGGGUUCUUGUGGAACUUGACUUCAUAGUGCAGUUCAUAGGUUUCACGAGGAUAAACAAUCGUUAGGCUUAUAUAUGUAGAAUCCAUUUAUUUUAGGCAGGGUUCUUAUAUUCAAAAUUGAUUAGAAUACAACAUUUCUUGUAACCUUGUUGGCGAACCGCCAUUACAGAGCUGCCUCUCUGCCAACUGUUGUAAAUGAAGAGAGAGAAAGAGAGAACUUGAUCUGCAUUUUGGGCUUAAGCUUCUCUCCUAUUCUGUAUAAUAUUGGUUGAUCUUGUCAAGUAAUUUGUAGUAUUAUUUUG
Molecule: messenger RNA, 1957 nt
Organism: Solanum dulcamara
Lineage: Eukaryota; Viridiplantae; Streptophyta; Magnoliopsida; Solanales; Solanaceae
Product: fatty-acid-binding protein 2
Exons: 11
Coding region: 338-1600 (420 amino acids)
Cellular component (GO): chloroplast stroma
Molecular function (GO): intramolecular lyase activity; fatty acid binding
Source: RefSeq, a predicted model, not a curated record